AUGAUGACCGCCGCCGAACUCCCCGACCACGUCUGCGAGUUCCAGGCUGCCCUGGAAUUUCCGCAGGGCAUAGCCGCGCUGGACGGCUGCCACUUCCCCGUGUCGCCACCUAAGGUCAACGCCAGCGACUACUACAACUACAAGGGCUGGUACAGCAUCAUUCUCCUGGCCCUUGUAGACCACCGGUACCGGUUCCGGUACGUCAACGUGGGGACGCCAGGGCGGUGCCACGACGCGCAUGUCUUUUGGAGGUCGGCACUGGCCAAAAUUCUGGAAGGGCCAACGUUUACAACACCAAUGGUCACCAUCAACGGGACUGCCGUGCCGCCACUGGUUCUCUGCGACCAAGCCUUUUCUCUGACGUGCAACAUGCUGAAGCCAUACGCACGCAAGAAUGUCGCGGGACAGUCUCCGCAGGAGAAGUUCAACCGGCAACUGUCGUCUGCACGUAGGGUCGUGGAGAACGCCUUCGGCAGGAUCAAGGCACGGUUCCGCUUCAUCAUGAAGCGGUUGGAGUGCGACGUGGACAACGCCCGCUUCGUUAUACGGGCUUGCUGCACGUUGAAUCACAUCUGCGAGCACUUCAACGACGGCGUGGAGUCCCAGUGGAGCACCGAAGUUGGCACGGAGGCCCGCCUCUACGAGCAGCCAGUCUGCAACACGGAUGCCGUGGCAGGCAAUGGUUCGAGUGUCCGGGACUCCAUUGCUGCCUACCUUCACCAGCACUAG
Molecule: messenger RNA, 729 nt
Organism: Ixodes scapularis (black-legged tick)
Lineage: Eukaryota; Metazoa; Arthropoda; Arachnida; Ixodida; Ixodidae
Exons: 2
Coding region: 1-729 (242 amino acids)
Source: RefSeq, a predicted model, not a curated record